AUGCACGCUGUUCUUAGUCGAAGUCAACGAGCUACUAGUACGAGUAUACGAACGUUUGCAAUAGCAAGCAGCAAUGCAUUGCACUUGGUAGCACACCUCGUGAAGUCCAAUGACAAGAUGACACAUGUUUGUAGACAACCACUGCGUCAAUUCAAGGAAAACAAAGGCGUACGAGAGGUGUGUGUUGUUGGGGUAGCAGUCGCGGCUUUAACGGCUCUUGCAACGAAGGACGCACGGUGUGAACCGAUUGAACAAGAAGACAAACAAGAUGGGGACAGCACUUGCAACUUGUGGGAUGGCAAUACCAAGAGUGACAAUAUGCCAAUCUAUUUUGACACUGAGUAUGAAGCAAAGAAGUUACUUGGUUGUGGUGCUUUUGGACUCGUCAUGCAGUGUGUGCACAAGCAAACUGGACGUAUAGCGGCAGUAAAGAUGGUUCAGGAUCUUGAAGGGAGCCAGGAAGAGGUCAAGCGCGAGAAACAAGCGUUAGAGUGUUUUAAGCGCGCUGGUGGUCACACGAGUAUCGUGGGCUACGAAGGGUCGUACUAUCACAAUGACUUCCACUAUAUUGUGCUGGAAUAUGUGCCGGGUAUGUCCCUUCAUUCAUAUAUGGACAAGCACCACUUGCUUGAUACUACCUUGUCACUCCAACUCGUGUCGCAACUCGCGAGUGCAUUGCAAUUCAUGCACAAAGCAGGUAUUGUUCACUGUGAUUUGAAACCUGAAAAUGUUAUGGUUCUUGUGACUCGUGACAAUAAACGUCACAGUGAUCCGCACAAGGAAAAGAUCACGCUUAAACUGAUUGACUUUGGCUCAGUGUCACGAAACCCGCAAUUAGCAUUGAAGGAUAAAUCUUGUACCGUGAGCUUAUCUGGAACUCGAUGUUACUGGUCUCCAGAAGCUCUAGAGUAUCAGACUAUGACACCUGCUAUGGAUAUGUGGGCACUUGGAUGUAUCUUAUAUAUCCUCAUUUCAGGUCAUCAUCCAUUUGAUCUGACGGGUUCUUCAAGUGAGGAUACAAUCUUACAACGUGUAAAGAAGUCUCCAAACGCUUUAUCUUUUAUCAGUCCAGUAUGGAAUCACGUUUCCAUCGAGACGAAAGAACUGAUCGGUGGAUUAUUGGAGAAAGACCCAAAUUGUCGACUUUCAGCUGAUCAAGUACUUCAACAUUCGGCAAUUAUUGCAGCGACCCAAGAUGACUUGAUUGUCAAGGAAUUACGUUAA
This is a messenger RNA of Peronospora belbahrii, 1224 nucleotides long. The record is from the annotation of a GenBank genome assembly. Lineage: Eukaryota; Oomycota; Peronosporomycetes; Peronosporales; Peronosporaceae.